This is a messenger RNA of Medioppia subpectinata, 321 nucleotides long. NCBI's taxonomy places the organism in Eukaryota, Metazoa, Arthropoda, Arachnida, Sarcoptiformes, Oppiidae. The record is from the annotation of a GenBank genome assembly.
ACCAAUGGGACUGAAUCGAGAACAUUGCGCCAGGUACAAUUGCCCAUUGUAGACAAUGGUUUGUGCUCAUUGAAAUGGGGCGCGUCAUUCAGACCGGCGACACAACUUUGCGCCGGGUAUUUGUUUGGUGGCGAAGAUUUCUGUCAGGGUGAUAGCGGUGGACCAUUUAACUGCCAACUGGCCAAUGGCGCGUAUAUCGCUCAGGGUAUUGUCUCGUUCACCGAUGCACGUGGUUGUGGUCUGGCCUUUUCACCCAGCGUGUUCACUCGAGUAGAGCCGUACAUACCGUGGAUAGAAAGCGUGACAGGGCUGAAAUUUUAG